This is a messenger RNA of Strongylus vulgaris, 369 nucleotides long. Lineage: Eukaryota; Metazoa; Nematoda; Chromadorea; Rhabditida; Strongylidae. The record is from the annotation of a GenBank genome assembly.
AUGGCUACAUAUGGGAAAAACGACAAUCUCGAAUCACGUCUGGCUACACAACGACAGCUCUACGUUUCAAAUGAAGAAACAAUGCGGGCAAAAGAUCUAGAACAUCGUAAUUUGAAAGCGAAAAUCAUGAGCGCUGAACUGCACAUUCGCGAGAAGGAUAGCAAAAUCAACCAGUUGAUGAGUCAAUUAGAAGCCCUACGACUCGAACAUUCACAAGUGAGUGCGGAGCGACAAAGGUUGAGCAACAUCGCGAAAGACGUUGAACAUGACAUGAAAGCUUACGAGAGUGACAGCAAGAAACUACUGCAAGAACGUGAACAACUGAUCAAGCGACUAACAGAAGUGGAGAGCGAAAAUAAGGUUUGUUAA